This is a messenger RNA of Oppiella nova, 390 nucleotides long. The record is from the annotation of a GenBank genome assembly. NCBI's taxonomy places the organism in Eukaryota, Metazoa, Arthropoda, Arachnida, Sarcoptiformes, Oppiidae.
AUGUCCAACGCUGAUAACGGCACCGCCGAUGGCGACGUGCCUCCCGAAGAGGUAAAAGUGGACAAAUGGGACGGAAAUGCUGUGAAGAACUCGUUGGACGACGCCGUGAAGAAGGUGUUGACGGACUCGGACCGCAAACUGGGAUACACUGAGAACCACGUGUUGGUCGACACCCGGCUCGGCAUCUGCCUGACGGCGGUGGGCGCCGCCAUGUUUGCGCUCGUCUGGGAUUACCUCAACCCCUUCCCACUCUCCAAACCGGUGCUCAUCCUGUGUGUCGUCUCGUACUUCAUACUCAUGUCUAUUCUCACCGUUUAUACCACUUUUGUCGAGAAGGGUAUCUUCUUGAGGGCCACCCAGUCCGACCCCACCGGCGUCGACAAGCCUAAG